This is a messenger RNA of Girardinichthys multiradiatus, 927 nucleotides long. Its product is annotated as odorant receptor 131-2-like. Gene Ontology annotation, biological process: G protein-coupled receptor signaling pathway. Lineage: Eukaryota; Metazoa; Chordata; Actinopteri; Cyprinodontiformes; Goodeidae. The coding region runs from base 1 to 927 and encodes 308 amino acids. Gene Ontology annotation, molecular function: G protein-coupled receptor activity. The transcript has a single exon. Gene Ontology annotation, cellular component: membrane. The record is from RefSeq and is a predicted model, not a curated record.
AUGUCAAAUAACAGCUCUGUGGCUGUUGGCAUCUUUGGGCAACAGUUUUCUUUCCGGGUUAUGUUUGUGCAGAUUUUAGUGAUUAUUUUUCUCUGCAUCAACAUGUUGCUUAUUGCAACUUUUUUCAAAAAGGAGUGUUUCCACAAUAGUGCUCGCCAUAUUUUAUUUGCUGUUAUGUUGCUUUCAGACAGCUUUGUGUUAAUCCUCUCUGAUUUUUUUCUUGUUGUAAACUUUCUUCAAUUCGAUAUAGAAGUCUGGUUGUGUACCAUUAUUUCUAUUGUGACAUUCCUCUAUGUUAUGGCCACACCUGUGACUCUGACAGCUAUGACCCUGGAGCGUUAUGUGGCCAUUUGCCUGCCUCUGCGGCAUGCAGAGCUGUGCUCCACACGCAGGUCUAUGUCCUGCAUCCUUAUCAUUCAUGGUGUCAGCUCUGUUCCCUGCAUAUUGAUUCUCACCAUGUUCUUUGCAACGGCAUCUUUCAGCUUCUACAAAAAAAAGGCGUUAUGUUCAGUGGAGAUUUUUAUUUUGCACACAUGGCAGCGUCAUUUAAGAUCUGCUGUGAGUCAGUUAUACUUUUUGAUCAUGUGUAUCAUCAUAAUUUUCUGCUAUAUUCAGAUAGUGAAGGUUGCCAAAGCUGCAUCUAUAGAAAAUAAACAGUCGACACAGAGAGGGCUCAGAACCGUGAUUCUUCAUGCCUUCCAGCUGCUGCUUUGUCUCAUCCAGCUGUGGACCCCCUUCACUGAAGCUGCUGCACUUGCUAUUAAUGUUAAUUUAUUUUUGGACAUCCGGUACUUUAACUACGUAAUGUUUAGUAUCGCACCGAGAUGUUUGAGUCCUCUUAUAUAUGGACUCAGGGAUGAAAUAUUUUGUCUUGUACUAAAAAACAAUAUUUGCUUCAGUGCUUUUAGAAGAUCCAACAAAAUGUAA